AUGAGUGUUAGUUAGAUUAAGUUUUUUUAAAUUAAUUUUUUAAUAUACAAUUUCAAAAAUUGCUGUUCAAUACUUAAAAAAAAAUAAAUGAUAUAACAGAAAAUAUUUUUCGACGAUCUAGAAAAAUUUUUAAACUCUUCAAUUUAAUCUCAUUAGAUCCUCCAUAUUGAUAUUUAGAAGAAGGGAAAUUAAAUUGGUGCAAUUGGUGCAUCUGACUUAGGCUCAGGUUUAGGAAAGUGCACUAAUCUAACAUAUUUGUAACUUGAAUUUGGUGGUAAUUAUAUUGGUGACUAAGGUGUAUCAAGCUUAGGUUUUGGUUUAGAAAAGUGUACUAAUCUCUAAAAUUUGACACUUUGUCUUUAUUAUAAUUAAAUUGGCCCAAUUGGUGCAGCAGGAUUAGGUUGUGGUUUAGGAAAGUGCAGUAAUCUCUAAAAUUUGACACUAGAUCUAAAUUACAACUUAAUAAGUAGCGAAGGUGCAUCAGGCUUAGGUUCUGGCAUAGGAGAGUGUUCUAAUCUCUUAAAUUUGGCUCUUUAUCUUUAUGGUAAUAAAAUUGGUGCAACUGGUUCAUCAGGCUUAGCUUUUGGUAUAGGAAAGUGCACUAAUCUAUAAAAUUUGAACCUUAAUUAUGGUGAGAAUAAAAUUGGUGAUGAAGGUACAUAAGGUUUAUGUUCUGCUUUAGAAAAAUGCACUAAUCUCUCAAAUUUGAAACUUAAUCUUCUCUUUUUUUUGAUUUAUUUUUAUUUUGUUUUUAUCCCACUUGUGUUUUUCUUUUUUAAUUUAAAUCAUUUUUUCAUUUUCAAAUUUUGCUUCUCAUAUUAAUUGAUUAACUUAUUUAUUAAAAUUUCAUUUUUUUCUUCUUUUUUUCAUUCUAACAAACUAAGUAACUAAUUAAUUAACUCUUUAUUUUUUCUUCUAUAUUUAAAAAGUUGGAAUCAAAUUGGUGGAUCAGUCAUAGGUUCUUGUUUAGGAUAGUGCCCUAAUCUAUCGAAUUUGACACUUGAUUUUAGUUACAAUUAAAUUGGUGAUGAAGGUGCAUCAGGUUUAGGCCAUGGUUUAAGAAAUUGCACUAAUCUGUCAAAUUUGAUACUUAAUCUUUGGUAAAAACAGUUUAUUUGUUUUUGA
Molecule: messenger RNA, 1125 nt
Organism: Tetrahymena thermophila SB210
Lineage: Eukaryota; Ciliophora; Oligohymenophorea; Hymenostomatida; Tetrahymenidae
Product: transmembrane protein, putative
Exons: 11
Biological process (GO): nucleocytoplasmic transport; activation of GTPase activity
Cellular component (GO): nucleus; cytosol; perinuclear region of cytoplasm
Molecular function (GO): small GTPase binding; GTPase activator activity
Source: RefSeq, a predicted model, not a curated record